AUGUCUCAUAGAGCAGCUAAUGAGGACGAAGAAGACCAAUUUGUCAAGACAUUGCCAGAAUACCACGUGGUUGAUCCAGCAAGAGUAGAUGCAAGUGGGCAUUUUCUUUCAUAUAAUUUACACCAUCACAUCUCGAACACGAGGAAGAAGAAAGAUCUCAGCAAAAAGGAGAAUGAGGUAUAUUACAAAAUUAGCCAUGAGGAGAAGGAUCUGUUUUUUAACUUGACUGUCCAUGUGGGGUUUCUUUCCCAUAACUACGUAGUAGAAAGAAGACAUGGCAACCACACCAGUGCGAAGAUUGCAACUCGCUCAGGAGUUCCUUGUCACUUCAUUGGCACAGUGUUGCAGCCAGGUUCUGGGAGUGGGACAGCAGCGAUCAGCACUUGCAGUGGCCUGACUGGAUUUUUCCAUCUGCCCCAUGGAGACUACUUCAUUGAGCCCAUUAAAAAGCAUCCACAGAAGGAGGGAACACCCCAUCCCCAUAUUAUCUACGGGGCGAAGGUCCUUCAAAAUGCUUUAAGGAGAAGACGGGCGAUCCAAAUGGAAAAAGAACAAGCAUGUGGCUUGAAUGAUAGCCUCAGUUUUUUCCAAAAGCAGCAGCAUCGGAGGGAGAAAUGGGAACAAAAUCAUAUGGCUGACAGAAGGGUUUCUCGGCGCUCUGUCAGCAAGGAGCGAUGGGUGGAGACACUUGUGGUUGCAGACAGUAAGAUGGUUGAGUAUCAUGGAAGUGACCAUGUGGAAUCAUAUAUCCUCACUAUAAUGAAUAUGGUCACAGGGUUGUUCCACGAUCCAAGCAUUGGCAAUGCAAUUCACAUUGUGCUGGUCCGGCUCAUCCUCUUUGAGGAGGAGGAGCAAGGCUUGAAGAUAGUUCAUCAUGCUGAUAAGACGCUAGCCAGCUUCUGCAAGUGGCAGAAGAGUGUAAAUCCAAAGAGUGAAGUCAACCCUGCACACCAUGACGUGGCCGUUCUUCUAACCAGAAAGGACAUUUGUGCUGGCAUGAAUCGUCCAUGUGAAACUUUAGGUUUGUCUCAUCUGUCAGGCAUGUGUCAACCUCACCGAAGCUGUAACAUCAAUGAAGAUUCUGGCCUUCCGUUGGCUUUCACUAUUGCUCAUGAACUGGGACACAGUUUUGGUAUCCAGCACGAUGGAAAAGAGAAUGACUGUGAGCCUGUUGGAAAGCGCCCAUAUAUUAUGUCCCGACAGUUGCAGUAUGAUCCUACUCCACUCACCUGGUCACAGUGCAGCAAGGAAUACAUCACACGUUUCCUAGAUCGUGGGUGGGGAUUCUGUCUGGAUGAUAUCCCCCAAAAACAAGUUUUAAAGUCCCCAAUUAUUGCUCCUGGAGUGAUUUAUGAUGUGCAUCACCAGUGCCAGCUUCAGUAUGGUUCCAAUGCUACUUUCUGUGAAGAUGUGGACAACCUUUGCCAAACGCUCUGGUGCUCAGUGAAAGGCUCCUGCCGCUCCAAACUGGAUGCAGCUGCGGAUGGAACAAGAUGCGGAGAAAACAAGUGGUGUUUCUCUGGUGAGUGCAUUACAGUAGGCAAGACUCCUGAAGCAAUCCAUGGCGGAUGGGGUGUUUGGUCAUCCUGGUCCCAUUGCACAAGGACAUGUGGGGCAGGGAUUCAGAGCGCAGAGAGACCAUGCGACAACCCAGAACCACAGUUUGGAGGAGACUACUGCACUGGAGAAAGGAAACGCUAUCGCAUGUGUAACAUUAGCCCCUGUCGCAAAGGCUUGCCAACCUUUCGUCAGAUGCAGUGCAGUGAAUUUGAUACAGUUCCCUACCAGAAUGAAUUCUACCACUGGGUUCCCGUUUAUAACACAGCAAACCCCUGUGAGCUCCACUGUCGCCCAAUAGACGGCCAUUUUUCAGAGAAGAUGCUUGAUGCAGUUACUGAUGGUACUCCUUGCUUUGAAGGAAGGCACAGCCGAGAUACCUGUAUUAAUGGCAUGUGUAAGACUGUCGGCUGUGAUUAUGAGAUAAAUUCCAAUGCAACUGAAGACCAGUGUGGAGUUUGCCUGGGAGACGGCUCUGCUUGUCGUACAGUGAAGAUGAUGUUUAAUCAAAGUGAAGGAUUUGGAUACGUUGACAUUGGGCUAAUUCCGAAAGGUGCGAGGGGAAUCAAAGUCAUGGAAGUUGCAGAAGCAGGAAAUUUCCUUGCUGUGCGAAGCAAAGACCCAGAAAAGUACUACCUGAAUGGAGGCUUUAUCAUCCAGUGGAAUGGUGAAUACAAAGUGGCAGGCACAGUAUUUCAGUAUGAUAGAACAGGGGAUCUAGAAAAUUUGACUGCUCCAGGACCCACCAAUGAAUCAAUAUGGAUUCAGCUACUUUUUCAAGAAACUAACCCUGGAAUCAAGUAUGAAUAUACUGUGCGUAAGGAAGAAAGUCAUGAGAAUGAGAUUGGAGAGCCAGAGUAUUUUUGGCAGUAUGGAGACUGGACAGCCUGCAGCGUCACCUGUGGAAGAGGGGUGCGACGCCAGAUUGCCCACUGCGUGCGGAAGGGAAGCGGAGCAAUCAAAAACUCCUUCUGCGACCCAUCAACACAGCCAAAUGGGCGACAAAAGAAAUGCUACGAAAAGGACUGUCCGCCCAGAUGGUGGGCAGGAGAGUGGCAGAAAUGUUCAACCACGUGUGGCCCAACAGGCCAGAAGAAGCGAACAGUUCUUUGCAUCCAGACAGUGGGAUCUGACGAGCAGGCGCUGGCUGUCACAGAGUGCCAGCACCUGCUUAAACCAAAGACACAUCUGUCAUGCAACAGAGAUGUCUUGUGCCCAUCUGACUGGACAGUGAGCAACUGGACUGAGUGCACAGUUACUUGUGGUGGUGGAAUAAGGACUCGCAAUGUCACUUGUGCAAAAAAUAACAAUGAGCCAUGUGAUACUUCCAAGAGACCAAACUCUAAGGCCCUGUGUGGUCUCCAGCAAUGUCCUUCUGCUGGAAGAUUUCUGAUACCCCCACUGGCACCCAGAAGAGGAAGGAUCAUAAUCAGAAAAACAAGUACUAAUCGCAAACAGAGUCCUCCUCGCAGAAUACCCAUACCAAGCCCAAGUAGUCCAGAAAUAACUUCCAGCUAUGAUUACUUAACUGAAGAAUCUGAUGAUAUUGAUGGGUCAGUUGGAGGCAGUGAGAAACCGAUUGAUCUGCUUUACAGCACAGAACUUAAUCCUGAAAUCAGAACCAGGAGCACAACCCUAGAUACCGGCUCUCCUAUCUUUCAAAAAAGAAGCAUGACUUCUCAGCCCACCCCUGCAUCUCAUCACCAAGAACCUUCUACACUCCUCCCUGUUAACAGAGCAGCGCAAGGACUGGCAUUUCCAACAACAGCAAACUACAUCAGUCUGCAAGUUGGUGUGCCUGUUGUAGAAGUAACUACCCAAGAAGCAUCUGUUACAGUAAUGCCCACAGUGUUUACUCAUGUACCGAAAGACGAGAGCGACAACAAAACAGAAAUGAAGCUGCUUAACACCAUAACCUCCAGCACACAGUCGUCAACUCUUGAGCAUGUUAUUGGGAACCAAAGUGCAGCAUCUGAGGAGGUUUUGAUGAAUGUCACACCAAACAGCCACCUAGUAACAUUGAACAGUUUGCCUGGUGAUGCCUAUUGGAUAGUAGGCAACUGGAGUGAGUGCUCUACCACCUGUGGAAUGGGGGCUUUCUGGAGACACGUGGAGUGCAGCAGCAGGAACACAUCUCACUGCCAGCACCUGAAAAAGCCUGAUCCUGCGAGAAAAUGUUAUCUCCGCCCAUGCGCUAGCUGGAAAACAGGAAAUUGGAGCAAGUGCUCUGCUAACUGCAAUGGUGGUUUCAAGACCCGAGAUGUUCACUGCAUUGAUGUUCGUGAAAAGCGACUUCUCAGGCCUUUUCAUUGCCAAUUACUUGGAUAUAAGCCACAACUCAACACUAGCUGUAAUAUGGAGCCUUGCUUGCAGUGGCAUGUGGAGCCCUGGAAUGAGUGUUCAAGAACAUGUGGUGGUGGCCAGCAAAAGCGACAUAUCUAUUGCCCAGAAGAAGGCUACUGUGACUGGACAAAAAGACCUAAUGCCAUUGCAUCAUGUAACAGGCAACCUUGUACGCAGUGGAUUAACCAGGCAUGGGGCCCGUGCACUGUUUCUUGUGGAGGGGGCAUUCAGCAAAGAGCUGUGAAGUGCAUGAAUAUAGAAACUAAUGAAACAGAAGAUGACAGUCUGUGUGUGCAUAAACCCAAGCCCACAGUGUAUCAGAAAUGCAAUCUGCAGGAGUGCAGGAAAAGUACAGGGCUACCCUGCAGCAAAGACCAACUGUCGGUUCACUUCUGCCGGAGGCUGAAAGGCAUUGGCAAGUGCCUGCUGCCGUCAAUACAGACUCAGUGCUGCUUCACAUGUAGUCAGCCCCGGAUUCGUCACAAAGCAAGAUAUUGGGAUCAGCAAGGCCUCAAACAACAAAAUUACACUAAAUCUAGAAGAAAACCACCUCAAAACCAGGAAAACAACAACCAAGCUGCUUGGCACUAG
Messenger RNA from Opisthocomus hoazin, 4491 nucleotides. NCBI's taxonomy places the organism in Eukaryota, Metazoa, Chordata, Aves, Opisthocomiformes, Opisthocomidae. The record is from RefSeq and is a predicted model, not a curated record.